GCACCGCCCGGGUUCAUCAGCUAUAGGAUCCUCAGAGAUCCUCAUAUCGACCAAAUAUUGCAAAGCAGCGUACGCACAAUAUUCCAGCAUCGAUCCGAAAUUACCAAGAAUCCCCCUCCGUAACAUUCCCUCACGACGGCAGUUAUGGAAAGACCACGUCGCGCUGGUACAAAGAGAGCCCCUCACGAGAAGCUCAAAGAACUUCGUGAACUUAAAGCUUCUGGGAUGACGCGCUUGUCUAAGUAUAAGGUCGAGGAAGAAGAGGACCUUUAUGAGGAGGUGGACGAAGAGGAAUACAAGAAGGUUGUGCGCCAGCGACUUGACCAAGAUGAUUUUGUGGUGGAUGAUAAAGGGGAGGGCUACGCGGACAAUGGGAUGGAUGAUUGGGAUGAUGACCAUCGUCGGGAAGAAAGCUGGGAGGAGAGCGAAGAUGAGAAGUUAAAGAAGGGGGGAAAGUCGGCAAAAGUGAGAAAGGCGGAGGAACAGAAACGGAAAGGAGAGCAAGAAGGAAAUAUCCGGAAAUUCUUCAGUUCAAAUGCCGCACCCACCGCCAAACCUAAGGUCUGUCGAUUCACUCCUCACCCCCGUGGUUGCGCCCCGAACUGGUUCUAAUAUGCUGGAUAAUAGCUCAAGGUGAAAGAAGAGAAUCUCGACUUUAUGAACGACCUUCUGGGAGAAUUCGAUAACGACUCUCCGGCGGAGCCAAUAUUGCUGAGCAAAAAGCCUAGAGGAGAGCCUGUGAAAAAAGCACGCCGGCUUUCGCCUCCCCCGAAGGACUCAAACCCCAUAAAGAUGGACCAAACCCGUCACGCCGGAGGGCCGGGUUUCGCGAGCUCUCCACCCCCCAUAGCGGGAAAUACCGAUAAUGAUGACCAAGACUAUGGUUCCUUUGAUGAGGAUAUAGAUAUGGGUGACGCCCCGGUAACACCGUCUUCUCCAAUCGCAGAUGCCGUCAAGAGGAAGCAUUGGAGAGAUGAAGACGGCGAUGACGAAGAUGAUCUUGCUGUUGCGCAGAUUCAAGGCAGCAGGUCUAUCAAGGCAGAAACUAUCAACAUCGUCGCCUCAAGGCCGGCGCCCAAGAGUGAAAUUGUGAAACAAGCGGCAGUUGCGCCUGAUAAGCCGGUUACAGCGAUUGACCCUACAGCCUGGGCAUUGUUUGCCGGGGGAGAUAAUGUUACAAGUUCUCCCGCUUUGGAUGGCUCUGACCUUGGAAAGCUGGGGCCUGGGGACGUUGUUGAGGAAGAUGGGUCCAUCAAAAUGUUCUGGCUAGACUAUACUGAAGUUCGUGGGAGCCUCUGUCUCUUUGGCAAAGUUCGAGACAAAGGGUCGGGGAAAUAUGUCAGUGCAUUCUUAAAAAUUGAUGGAAUAGACAGAAAUCUAUAUUUCUUGCCAAGGGAGACAAGGCAUAGUGAGUGACCUGUGCGGUUUGGUUGACUGGAUGGUAACUGACGGCGCCACAGAGAAUAAAUUGAACACUGGUGAGGUAAUAGCGAUGACGGAUGUCCAUGAAGAGGUUGCACGAAUCAUGGAACAAAAUGAAAUCAGUUUGUUUAGGGCUAAGUCAUCCCAGAGAAAGUAUGCAUUUGAACUUCCAGGUAUUCCCAAAGAAGGCGAUUACUUGAAGGUUCUAUAUUCAUAUACCAGUAUGUAUCAACUACCAAAGUAUCCGGGAACAAUAUCUGAUGGGAACAUAGAGCCGCAGCUAUCCCCUGAGCUCACAGGGCAGACAUUCUCUUGCGUUUUUGGAACAAACACGGCUCUCUUUGAGCAAUUCGUGCUAUGCAGAAACAUUAUGGGCCCCUGUUGGUUGAAAAUCGAGGGGGCCGAUUUUACUGCAGUGCAGAACGUAAAGGCUCUUCCCUCAUCGCUUGGGAUUCGGUAGCUAAUACUGGGAUGUUAUAGUCAUCGUGGUGUAAAUUGGAGAUUCAAGUCGACAAGCCACAACGGGUUACUACUAUCGGUGAUGCGGAUUCAUUGGAGCCCCCUCCCUUGACGUUGAUGAGUAUUGCACUACGCACGCACAUGAAUGUCAAGGAUAACAAGCAAGAAAUUCUUGCUAUUAGUUGCAGAGUAUACGAGAACAUCUCCCUGAGUGAUGCAAAUGCGCCGGAAAAGCUCCCAUGUCAGAUGUUCUCCGUCGUUAGACCGAUUAACCCGGUGUUCCCGGCUGGCUUUGAAAAGCUUGUUCAGAACCAUAAAGGAACUAUCAGCCCCCAGAGAACAGAGAGCAUGCUUUUGAGCACAUUCCUUGCCAAGCUUCAUCAGAUCGACCCCGAUGUUCUGAUCGGACAUCAGUUGGAGGGCGUUGACUAUGGGAUCUUGCUACAUAGAAUGAAGGAGCGCAUGACUACUUAUUGGCACCAGCUCGGAAGGAUGAAGCGAAGUGCAUGGCCUCAGUACGGCGGCCGAAUGGCGGGAAGCUUCUUUGCUGAGAGACAAUUGGUUUCUGGGAGGCUUAUUUGUGAUCUCGCCAACGAUCUUGGAAAGGUUCAUACCUUUUACUCAUGGCUCACGCCUGAUUUAGCUGACAUAAGUGAUAUAUAUAGUCCCUUACGACGCAAUGCCAAUCCUGGAGUCUCACGGAAAUGUGUGAAUUGAUACUAGGGGAUAAACGGCAAGACCUAGAUAACGCUGAAGCUUUGAGGACGUGGGCAACCACUGACAGAGGUUUGCUUGAUUAUGUAAAGCAUUGCGAAGCCGAUACAUACUUCAUCGCGGCCAUUGCGCUCAAGAUCCAGAUAGUGCCUCUUGCCAAGCAGCUCACCAAUCUUGCUGGCAAUUCAUGGGCCAGAACCAUGAGCGGUACGAGAGCUGAACGCAACGAAUACAUUCUGCUUCAUGAAUUUCACCGCAAUAAAUAUAUUUGUCCUGACAAGGUGUACGGGAAGGGUAAUCUUACUCGGAAAACGGACGGGGCUGGGGAUGAGGGGGAAAAUGAGGGUGGUGGGGUCAAGAAGAAAGAGAAGUACAAGGGUGGGCUGGUCUUCGAGCCGGAGAAAGGUCUCUACGACAGAUUCAUUCUUGUUAUGGACUUCAACUCCCUCUACCCCAGCAUCAUCCAGGAGUUUAACAUCUGCUUUACGACAGUCAAGCGAGAUGAUUCGGUGAGCCACCUCGGAACGUUUCCAGGCCUGACCCUUUAGCGGCGCCUUUCCCAAUAUCCGGCGCAGUGCGCUUACUGACUUGGGGCAUUCUAAAGGGCGAAGAGAGAGUUCCUGAUGUGCCCGAAGCCCAGGCGUUAGGGAUAUUGCCCAGACUUAUCUCAACGCUUGUCCAACGCAGAAGGAUCGUCAAGGAUCUCAUGAAGGAUAGGACGGCUACUGAUGUCCAAAAAUCACAGGUGACCCUUUAUUCGGGCGUUCCGGGAACUUGGGCUAACUGAUCUUCAAGUGGGACAUCAAACAACAAGCCCUGAAGCUUACCGCAAACUCUAUGUACGGAUGUCUUGGAUAUACUCGUUCGAGGUUCUACGCUCGUCCCCUGGCAAUGCUUACAACUCAUAAAGGGCGUGAGAUCUUGAGCAGCACCAAAGAGCUUGCAGAGGCCAUCAAGCUGCGAGUUAUCUAUGGAGACACCGACUCGGUCAUGAUUAAUACUGGCGUGGACAACUAUGCCGAUGCGAUCAAAAUUGGGACUGAUUUCAAGAGAAAAGUCAAUGAACAAUACAAGCUCCUCGAGAUUGACAUCGACAACGUGUUCCAACGAUUACUACUACAUGCCAAGAAGAAAUACGCAGCAAUAAAUUAUGUCGAGAUUAACGGAAAAUUAACUACGAAGUUGGAGGUGAAAGGUUUGGAUAUGAGGCGAAGGGAGUAUUGUCAGCUAUCGAAAGAUGCCUCAUCGUGAGUUGGCUCAUCGUUGAGGGUGUCCUCCUUCUAGGUGCUAAUUAUUUUGUCAGACACAUAUUGUCCGAGAUUUUCUCGGGAGACGACACCGAGGUCGUUGUGGAGAGAAUCCACGAAUACCUCGGUGGCCUGGCUGAGAAGGUUCGAGAGAACGCGUUUCCCUUGAUGAAAUAUAUUAUAUAUACUGUAAGUUUUCGUCCUCGCCUCAAAAGACUGAAUUAACGGCCUCUUAGAAACUCGGAAAAAGCCUCGACGAGUACGGUACUAGUCUACAAACCAUGCCCCAGGUUCAGGUAGCCUUGCGGAAGAGGGCCCGCGGGGAACCCGUAAAAAGUGGGGAUGUUGUUUCAUAUGUCAUUACGGGUGGUGAAGGGAGCGAAGCCCCGGACAAGAACGUUUCCGACCGAGCUUAUGCACCUCAAGACAUCAUGAAAGCUGAUUCCGGCUUGAAGCCUGGUUCGUUUCAAUCCCUAAAGAAACAUCUUGUGUAUCGAUUAACCUCUGGUAGAUGCGGAAUGGUAUCUUAUCAAGCAGAUAUUCCCACCUAUCGAACGUCUUUGUGGACCCAUCGAAGGAACGGAUGCGAUGAGGUUGGCAGAGUGCCUUGGGCUUGAUACACGCAAGUACCAGAUUACCAAUGCCCCAGAUCAAGCAGAUCGCGCCAUCCAUCCCCUUGAAUCCACUAUUCCAGAUGAGGAAAGGUUCAAGGAUGCUGUUAGGCUUCAGCUUCAGUGCCGGGCUUGUGGAGAAUCAUUCCAAUUUGAAGGGCCAAUUUUGUCCUAUGAGUGCUGUUCCCGCGAAGGGAUCGUUUGCAAAAACAGGUCCUGCAAUAAAGUAUUUAGCGUCCCGUCGAUCGUGGCGCAGGUUGAGUGCCAAAUCCGCCAACUAACAUCAAAAUAUUACGAGGCCUGGCUGGUUUGCGAUGACGCCUCUUGUGGAAAUAGAACGCGGCAAAUGAAUGUCUAUGGGAAGCGUUGUCUUGGACCGAACAGACUUGCAGACGAUUGUAGGGGCGCCAUGGGAUAUGAGUACACAGAUAAGAUGUUGUACAACCAACUCUUAUAUUUCUCCAGCCUUUUCAACGUUGGGAAGGCAAUAGCAAACCUAAACGAUGGAUCAGAAAAGCAACGUUAGUUUUAUCCCCCUCUUUCUCUCCCUGUUUCAUCUGCAUUACAGUAUGUGGUUACUAACACACUUCUGUGGGGUCCUACAGAGACUAUCAUAGCAUUAGCUCGGGAGAAUGAAGGGUCGUUUGAGGUGAUCUCGAACGUUGUCCAGAAAUACCUUGAUAAGUGCGGGAGGCAAUGGGUUUCAAUGGAUAGUAUAUUCGCUUUCAGUGUUGGGGUCUAGAUCCUAGCCUCCAUCCACUGCCUUCUGGAAUUUUUAGAGGUCCUACCUGUACAGUACGAUAGACUGCCCAUGAAUGGCUAUUUUCUUCAGAGAU
Tuber aestivum (summer truffle) is the source of this 5289-nucleotide messenger RNA. NCBI's taxonomy places the organism in Eukaryota, Fungi, Ascomycota, Pezizomycetes, Pezizales, Tuberaceae. The record is from the annotation of a GenBank genome assembly.